Molecule: messenger RNA, 3406 nt
Organism: Cottoperca gobio
Lineage: Eukaryota; Metazoa; Chordata; Actinopteri; Perciformes; Bovichtidae
Product: alpha-1,6-mannosyl-glycoprotein 2-beta-N-acetylglucosaminyltransferase
Exons: 2
Coding region: 370-1629 (419 amino acids)
Biological process (GO): protein N-linked glycosylation; oligosaccharide biosynthetic process
Cellular component (GO): Golgi membrane; Golgi stack
Molecular function (GO): alpha-1,6-mannosylglycoprotein 2-beta-N-acetylglucosaminyltransferase activity
Source: RefSeq, a predicted model, not a curated record
UGUACACGUCAGCAGUCAAUGAAGUUGUACCCAAGAUGUAUCAUGUCCCAUCAUCCUCUUCCUGGUAUGAGCGUGUUGACACAUUACACCUAGUUCGAGUGGCAAAAGCAAGCGGCUGACGUGACUGUUUGGCAAAUGGCACGGUUUGCAAGUGGAAAGUCAGUCCUGCGAGAGGAAAAGCAGCCAUCAAGAAACGUUUGACAUUUGGGUUAAGAUACGCGUCACGCGGCGUCGGACUGUCAUUAACUACAGUUGUAGUUUCGCCGUACGAGGAAUCUGUUGCAAACCAGUUUACAAUGAAGGAGCGCGCGGUAAGGUGAAUGAAAGCCAUUUCUGUUGUAGUCCAAAGUUUGUUUUUACUUAAAGAAAAUGAGGUUUCGGCUGCUCAAAAGGAAUCUGCUCGCGCUGCUGGGUGUUUCCUUUGUAGUUGUGACUCUCCUGUUUUCAACACGUGUAUUAUUAGUCAAUGAUAAUGACACAACGGGACCUAAUAACGUCGUGCAGGGAAAUCAGGGCAUGCGUUCUGGUGACAUGACAAAGUUAAACUUUGGUUCCCUUCCAGAGUUAACUCAGUCCGUUUACAAUGCCAAUCACAAGCAGUGUGUCCACAAUGACAUUAAGUAUCCGGGCGAGCCUCAGCUGGUUCUGGUUGUGCAGGUUCACAACAGGCCUGAAUAUCUCAGACUGCUCAUCAAGUCACUGGAGAAAGCUGCUGAGGUCCACAGCUUCCUCCUUAUCUUUAGCCAUGACCACUUUUCAGAGGAAAUAAACGCCAUUGUGCAAGGGAUAACUUUCUGCAAAGUACUGCAAAUUUAUUUCCCCUUCAGCACUCAGCUGUAUCCCAGUGAGUUUCCUGGGAAGGAUCCACGGGACUGCCCUCGCGACUUAUCCAAGGACAGCGCUCUGAAAACAGGAUGCCUCAACGCAGAACACCCUGACUCCUAUGGACACUACAGGGAGGCCUUCAUCACUCAGACUAAACACCACUGGUGGUGGAAAUUGCACUUCGUAUGGGAGCGAGUGCAGGUUAUGCAGGGCUACAGUGGCUUUGUAAUCUUUCUGGAGGAGGACAACUAUAUCUUACCUGACUUUUACCAUUACUAUAAAUCAAUGAUAGAGUUCAGGAAGAGCAGCUGCCCAGAUUGUGACAUGCUGGCUUUGGGUAACCACAAUGGCCUGACUGAUUUCACCAAGCUGUCCAAUAUGGUGAUGACCACUGGGUGGAUGUCCACUAAACACAACAUAGGCAUGGCCAUCUCCAGGGAGGUGUACUACAAGCUGAUGGGCUGCAACGAGGAAUUCUGCACUUAUGACGACUACAACUGGGACUGGACUCUGCAGCACCUCUCGGGAACCUGUGUAUCAAAGCCCAUCAAAGUGCUUGUGGCACAGGGCUCCAGGGUUCUCCACACAGGAGACUGUGGCCUUCACCAGAAGGAGAACUGUAGGCCAGAAUGGGCCUCACAGAAGGUGGAGGAGGGCCUUAAAACGGCCAAGGACGGCCUCUUUCCUCCAUCUCUCGUCCUUCAUGGUGCAGAAGCAGUGGAGCACAAGGCACACAUGAAGAACGGAGGAUGGGGAGAUGUUCGAGACCAUAUUCUAUGCAAUAAUUACGCCAAACGUCUUUGAACUAUAACUUUUCUCUGAGUUAUGUGGGUAAAAUGUUCAUUGGUAUUCUGCAAAUGUGCCAUUCAUACCUAGCUUUUCAGGGUGUAAGAGGCUGCAGUGGGUUGUGUUUUCACUUGGAGUGUUCUCUUUUACAGCAAGGUCUUCCACAAAAUAGGACCAAAUCAAGUCCAAAAAUGCUGCAUAUACACAGCUAGACUUCAGUUUUUUUUUUUAAGUCUUAUUUUUAAUCACCAAAGCUGCACAGUUGCCAAAGACUUUGUUGCUAUUUGUGAUGUGUAUAGUGCAAGCUCGGUUCAAUUGCAUGUGACCAGGUUUGUUUAUAUUUGGAGGUCUAACAAGCUAAAACACAAGAUUAGAUUUAUUGCACAGUGAUCGGAAAUAACUACAUCAGAAUGUGCCUAUACACACUAUUUUUCUAAAUGUAUUUGCAAAUAUAUUUCUUCGACUAGGAACAAUGCAGAGGAUAUUGUUUAUUCACAGGAAGUUCACUGUGUUGGUGUGUGUUGAAUGUCUUGCAUUGCUUUUAUGAUUCAUUCAGAGGCAAUGCCUUUUACAUGUACCUUUUAUGGUACGAUUUUAAGUGCAACAAUAAAUAGGCACAUGUAAUGUACUGUACAGACUUAUAGGUUUAAUCAAAAAUAUGUAUGACAAUCUUACAUAUAAUGGGAAAGUUGUCAUUUAUACAGCAACUGUCUUCUUGAAGUUGUACUUAAAUGUCAACAUGAUUUCAUGCCCAUAAUGGAAUUUGUGUUACACCUUCACUGUAACCAGGGGUCUUUUCUUUUGGAGAGAGGUCAACUGACACCACUUACUUAAACAGUCUCCUGCUCCCCACCGUGUUGACCCCUGGUUGCAACAAGAGAGCUGGCUUAAUAUUGAUUCCUUUUUUCUUUUGGUUGUGACUGUAUAUUUGCUUUCUGAUAGGUGAAAAGUGACCUUUUGGAGUCUUGUUCAAGGUCUUUCUUUCUGUAAACAUCAGUGUCAUCUGUGAUUCUGCGUUUCAAUAUUUGCACCUUCUUUGUUAGAAUUUAUUUUGGGAUAUAACAUCCAAAGGACACAGGAUGAAUUGCAUUGGGAUUUAAAAAAAAAUGUGUUGCUGUUCCUUUACUUGUAUUCAAUCAAUAGUAAGUGAAACUUAAAAAACACUGAAAGUUACCUUUUUACAGUGUAAAACUGAGAAAUAAUCACCAGCAUAUUGAUGCUAUUAUUGCCUUAAAGCUGACCUAAAGUGCCUUUUGAUUGUUACUUUGUACCUGCUAACAUUGUUGUUGACCAAGUACUUGGUAUAGUGAUAUAUAUUUCUGGUAGUGUCUUUCUUCAUGCAAUGUUGAGGGAAAAUUGAAAGUGAAUUGUGUUUAUUUCACACAAAUCUUCAUUUGUACCAUUAGGUAAAAUAAUUGCCUCACUUUGGUAUCUUGCUUGCAACAGGUGAUACGUGAUUACAUCUGAUAUGGGUGAACCUCAGGGUUCCUUAUGGAGAUCCUGGUAAAGAAAUAUGUGAAUGUGAUAAUAAAAUAACUAAAUCUUGUAUUUUAUGUUGAAAAGCACAAUACAUUCUUAAGGAACAUGUUGAAUAUGGCCUAAUACACAAAGAUGUACUCUUAGAUCACUUUUUAUAUAUGUAUGUGGGUUGUUUGAUGAUUCCAUAGUUGGUUGAAAAUGAGACCAAAUGGUUUUUUGCUUAUUUUCUUUUCUUUCUGAUAAUCACUUGAAAUAGCUGUUUGUUGUUCACCUAAUGUUUGCCAAAUGGGGAAAAAAUUAAAGGCUGAAUGUUCAA